Fusarium sp. VM40 is the source of this 1932-nucleotide messenger RNA. Lineage: Eukaryota; Fungi; Ascomycota; Sordariomycetes; Hypocreales; Nectriaceae. The record is from the annotation of a GenBank genome assembly.
AUGGAAAAUAUCCAGAUGCUUAACGCACUUGGAAGUUGGGAUCUAUUCGCCAUUUUCUUGGUCCUGACAUACCUCUUUCGAAGCAAGCCAUGGAGCAAAUCAAGCAGCGACAGCAUUAUCAAGCAAGACCAGCGAGAAAAGACAGAUGAGUCGCGAGACUUUAUCAAAGUCAUGGAUGAUGAGCAAAAGGACUGCAUCGUAUUCUUUGGCUCUCAAACUGGUACAGCUGAAGCCUACGCCUCCCGCUUGACCAAAGAGGGCAAAUCUCGUUUUGGGCUCGAAACUAUGGUGGCCAAUCUGGAGGAUUAUGACUACGAGAACUUAGACCAACUGCCCAGCGACAAGGUUGCAAUCUUCCUCCUUGCAUCCUACGGAGAGGGUGAACCAACUGACAACGCUGCCGACUUUUACAGCUUCAUCAGCAAUGACGAUCCUUCUUUCAGCCAAGGCACUUCACUCGACCAACUCCAUUAUACCGCUUUUGGAUUGGGCAACAAAACUUACGAACAUUAUAAUGCGGUAGUGAGGAAGAUAGUCGCCGCCUUUGACGCCCUAGGCGCUUCGAGAAUUGGCAACGUUGGCGAGGGUGAUGACGGAUCAGGGACUACGGAAGAGGAUUUCAUCGCCUGGAAAGAAGAUAUGUGGACAGCUUUGGCAUCCAAGAUUAAUCUCACCGAAGUUCAAAGCACCUACGAACCGACUUACAGCAUCGUUGAAAACGAGAAUCUGACCUCUGAGUCCGUUCAGGUGUAUACUGGAGAGCCCAACGAGUCCCACCUGUUGGGUGAGUUCAGGGCAGGUCAUGGGCCAUUCAACAGUCACAAUCCAUACAUCGCCCCUAUUUCCGCCUCUUGGGAGCAUUUGUCCGUGAGAGAGGAGUCACGUAGGUAUAUUCAUAUCGACGUUGACGUCAGUGGUUCUGCACUAGAAUACGAGGCAGGUGAUCACUUAGCUGUGUGGCCUUCAAACCCGACUCAAGAGGUCGAUCCUCUCUUGCAGGUUUUGGGUCUAUAUGAGAAGAGGCACCAAGUCGUUAGUAUCAAGAGUAUGGAUGCUGUCAACAAGAUUCCGUUUCCAAUACCAACAACGUACGAUGCCAUCAUGCGCUAUUAUCUGGAGAUCUGUGGCCCUGUCUCGCGCCAGUUUCUCGCUGAUCUUAUUCCAUUCUCACCCAACGAGACAGCGAAGAAAACCAUUACCAAGAUCAGUAGCGAUAAAGAACUCUACCAUUCAGAAACACACUUUCUCAAUCUCGCUCGCCUUUUACAAAGUAUAGGAGACGGUGCCACAUGGCCAACAAUUCCAGUGUCCUUGCUGAUCGAAAACGUCCCCAAACUACAACCUCGCUUCUAUUCCAUAUCAUCGUCUCCACUUGCACAGCCUACAACUGUAUCGAUUACGGUGGCUGUGAAGUCUGAUCUGGUUCCCUCUCGAGAGACGCAAGAUCCGUUUCGUGGAGUAGCCUCUAACUUUCUACUUGCAUUACAUCACGAUCGUGUCGAUGAGCCCCAAGAACCGGGCUUUUCCUACGAUGUUGAGGGACCUCGGCAACGAUAUGCUGGAGGUCAUGUUCCAAUUCAUCUACGCCACUCCACCUUCAAGCUACCUAAAGAUCCCUUACGGCCAAUUAUCAUGGAGUACGAAUCAAACCUCGAUGGAAAGUUCAGGCUCUUGACGGCCUUUUCCAGAGAAACCAAUGAGAAAGUGUACGUGCAACACAGGCUCAAGCAGGCUGCUGCUGAAGUCUAUGGGCUCCUAGAGCAAAAGGCUCAUGUAUAUGUUUGUGGUGACGCGGUACGUAUGGCUAAAGAUGUAAGCCAUACUUUUGUCGAGAUCAUUGCAGAAGGAUGUGGUGUAGGGCUCACAGAGGCCGAGGAGGUAUUGAAAGAUAUGAGGGCCGAGAACCGUUAUCAGGAAGAUGUUUGGGCAUAG